AUGAAAUGCGGCUGUAAUGUUUAUCCGGUUUAAACAGAGUUAGCCCAUCGUCCACUACACUAACUCGGAGAUAAUCUGCUGUAACUCGUGUUUAGAAAACGCGUCGUAGAGAGACUUGGCUCGUCGUUAUUGUUAUGAAGUGACAGGAAAAGCUGACGUUACACUGGACCUGACGUUAGAUUGCCUCCGUAUUGAAAAUAAAGCUUUAAAACAAUGGCGCUGGUCAACGCACAAACCCUGAAAUCUGAGUUGGAAAUGUUCGACGUUCCCUGUCAGGACGAGAUUGUCCUGGAUAAGAUGGUGGAGCAGUGCAUUUGUAGCAGAAUACAGGCAGAUGAAAUGGUGCUGGAGUGGGUCGCGUACAGCUCCACGAAAAAUGGGUUAAAACUCAGCAUGGACACACUUGAACAGUUCGAACAUGAGGUGUUGAACAAGAAAAAAUCAAAACCAAGCUUCAGAAAAGAUGACACUCAUAAUAGAACCAGAGACAUCCACUCGCUGCAGGAACUAAUCAAAGCUGAAGAAGAGGAGGAUAAUCUUCUAGAUUCCUACUCUACUCCUGCGAAGGGUUCUCAGAAACGAGCACUGACCACUCCUGAACACCCCCAGUCAAAGAGAAGUGCAGCUCUGCUGGCCAGCCCUGGUCUGCUGCUGUCUCCUGCCAGCUUUUCUCCCAGUGCAACUCCUUCACAGAAGUACAGCCAGCGAGGAGGGAAAGGGGAGGUGGUGGUAACGUUUGGCGCUGUGCAGGGAACCCGCUGGGUUGGCAAAAGGUCUCCAGGUGCAGACGUCCCACUGGAGCUCCUGGAAGGUUCUGAAGACUCGCUCAGCUGCAGCUACAAGUACAUGUUCCAGAGGCUGCGAGAUGUGCGAAAUGUGUUGACAGAGAAGAUAGAAGAGCUGGGAGAGAGUCUCAAGUCUCAUUUCAGCAUCGAAGAGUUCUCUCCUGUCUCACUGCCUGCACAGGACGGUAUAACCGUGUUGGGUCAGGUGUGCUGUGACAGUAAUGGCAAACUAAACGCACAGUCCAUUCUGUUGGAGGCUGGGCCUGAGCAAGGUGGUCAGCAAGUACCCGUUGACAUAUCAGAGCUCAACGCUUACUCCCUGUUUCCUGGUCAGGUGGUGGUGAUGGAGGGGAUGAACACAACAGGAAGAAAACUCAUGGCUUCCAAACUGUUUGAGGGAGUCCCUCUUCCAUUCUACACUCCUGAGAUAAAAAUGGAGAUGGAUGAAGUUGCAGAGCCAGUGAAUGUGCUUGUGGCCUGUGGACCAUACACACCUUCUAACACCCUGACCUUCGACCCUCUGCUCGACCUAAUCACCGUGAUUGUCAGGGAUCGUCCUGAUGUCUGUCUGCUGCUGGGCCCAUUUGUCGAUUCCAAACAUGAACAAAUUGAGAAAGCUCAAGUAACGGAGACGUUUGAGGCUAUUUUCUCAAGAUGUAUUGAAAGCAUCGUGGAUGGAACCAAAAGUGUGGGCUGUCGUCUAGUGUUUGUGCCCUCACAGAGAGACAUCCACCACCAUUUCAUCUACCCACAGCCUCCCUUUACACUGCCAAACCUCAGCAAAGACCAGGCCAAGCGUGUCUCCCUGGUCCCCGACCCCUGCACCCUGCUGAUUGACGGCGUGACCUUUGGUCUGACGUCCACUGACAUCCUGUUCCACAUGGGUGCAGAGGAAAUAAGCUGUGGCACUGGAUCGGACAGAUUUUCCCGCAUUCUGAAACACAUUCUGACCCAGAGAAGUUACUACCCGCUGUUCCCGCCCGUGGAAGACGUCAACAUGGACUAUGAAAAGUUUCAGUGCUUUGCUCAGAUGCCGCUCACCCCCGACGUUCUCAUCAUUCCCUCUGAGCUGCGUUACUUUGUGAAGGACGUAGUCGGCUGUGUUUGUGUCAAUCCUGGACGUCUGACCAAAGGUCAAGUGGGCGGGACGUACAGCAGACUGCUCAUCCACCGCAGCACUGCAUCAGAGGACGGGAAGAGAGAGAGCCCCUGUUUGGCUGCUCAGGUGGUAAAAAUCUAAAGACUCAAAUUUCACAGUCCCCAGAAGUGACCUGAUUUAACCUGGACCAGUUUGAAAGCAGAUUUUCAUGCUGCUCUUUGACCAGAGACACUUUAUUGGUCACCUCAUGAGACCAAUUGUUCUUUGGUUGGAAAGAUGACAGUGGUAAUUAUCUCUUAAAUAAAUUAUUGUCACCAUUUGUA
Molecule: messenger RNA, 2207 nt
Organism: Solea solea (common sole)
Lineage: Eukaryota; Metazoa; Chordata; Actinopteri; Pleuronectiformes; Soleidae
Gene: pola2
Product: polymerase (DNA directed), alpha 2
Exons: 18
Coding region: 214-2025 (603 amino acids)
Biological process (GO): DNA replication; DNA replication initiation
Cellular component (GO): alpha DNA polymerase:primase complex
Molecular function (GO): DNA binding
Source: RefSeq, a predicted model, not a curated record